Ilex paraguariensis (yerba mate) is the source of this 3468-nucleotide messenger RNA. The record is from the annotation of a GenBank genome assembly. Lineage: Eukaryota; Viridiplantae; Streptophyta; Magnoliopsida; Aquifoliales; Aquifoliaceae.
ACUCGUCUCGAUAGACAGCCUUCCUUGUGCUGACUUCAUUUACGACCCUUUAAGGCCCAUCACACAUACUUUCAGCCCACAAGACCGAACUGCCUGGGCUAUAACCCAUUAACUUUGCACACCCAAAGCGUAAGUUAGCAUUACCGGCUUACCAUAAUUAAGUCGUCACGCAAAACACUCCAGUAUUUAUACACAAAAACCCUCCGAAGGGGAAGGGCGAGGGGGAGAAAGAGAGAUCAUAAUUUUCAUUCACUUUUCCCUCUCUUUCUGUUUUUUAAAGCAAAGAAAUCUCAAAUUCUCUCAGAUCGAAACCAUUGUUAUCGGAGAAGAAAGAAAGAGAAGUUAGAGAAAAUGCCGAGGGAAAUCAUCACACUGCAAGUGGGACAAUGCGGGAACCAGAUCGGAAUGGAGUUUUGGAAGCAACUCUGCCUCGAACACGGCAUUAGCAAAGAAGGCAUUCUCGAAGAUUUCGCCACUCAGGGAGGAGACAGGAAAGAUGUAUUUUUCUACCAAGCUGAUGACCAACAUUAUGUUCCGCGAGCUUUACUAAUGGAUUUGGAGCCCAGGGUGAUUAAUGGUAUUCAAAACAGUGAAUAUCGUAACCUAUACAAUCACGAGAAUGUAUUCAUUGCUGAUCAUGGAGGGGGUGCUGGCAAUAAUUGGGCCAGUGGAUAUCAUCAGGGUAAGCAGUAUGAGGAGGAUUUGAUGGACAUGAUUGAUAGAGAAGCAGAUGGAAGUGAUAGUCUUGAGGGUUUUGUUCUGUGCCAUUCAAUUGCUGGGGGAACGGGCUCAGGUAUGGGUUCAUAUCUAUUGGAGACUUUGAAUGAUCGCUACAGCAAAAAACUUGUUCAGACAUACAGCGUGUUUCCUAAUCAGAAUGAGAUAAGUGAUGUGGUGGUCCAGCCGUAUAAUUCCCUCUUGACACUCAAGCGACUAACACUGAAUGCUGAUUGUGUUGUGGUCCUUGACAAUACUUCCCUUAAUAGAAUUGCUGUGGAGCGUCUACAUAUUACAAAUCCUUCUUUUGCCCAAACAAAUUCUUUAGUUUCUACUGUAAUGUCAGCUAGCACAACAACAUUGCGUUAUCCAGGAUACAUGAAUAAUGACUUGGUUGGACUUCUUGCUUCUUUGAUCCCAACGCCAAGAUGUCAUUUUCUAAUGACCGGGUAUACACCACUCACGGUGGAGCGCCAGGCCAGUGUGAUUCGUAAAACAACCGUACUAGAUGUGAUGAGGAGGCUUCUUCAGACAAAAAAUAUUAUGGUUUCCUCUUGUGCUCGAACAAAAGAAGCUAGUCAGGCGAAAUACAUAUCGAUAUUAAACAUCAUUCAAGGAGACGUAGAUCCUACUCAGGUCCAUGAAAGUUUGCAGAGAAUACGUGAAAGAAAGCUAGUUAAUUUUAUUGAAUGGGGCCCUGCAAGCAUUCAGGUUGCUCUAUCUAGAAAGUCUCCUUAUGUUCAAACUGCUCAUAGGGUCAGUGGUCUUAUGCUGGCAAGUCAUACUGGUAUCCGCCAUCUAUUCUCCAAGUGUUUGAGCCAGUACGAGAAGUUGAGAAAGAGGCAAGCAUUUCUUGACAAUUAUAGGAAUUACCCAAUGUUUGCUGACAAUGAUCUUUCAGAGUUUGACGAAUCUAGAGACAUAAUUGAGAGUUUGGUUGAUGAAUAUAAGGCCUGUGAGUCUCCAGAUUACAUCAAAUGGGGUUUGGAGGAUCCAGACCACAUUCUAACAGGAGAAGGAAAUACUACAGGGACAGUGGAUCCAAAGUUAUCACUGUGAAGUAACCAAGUAUGUUACAAUCAUUUACUGGAAUUUCACCUGAGAUUUAUUGUUACCUUCCAAUUUGAUCAAAUUUAAGCGUAUAUCACUCACUUACCACAUCUGCUUAUCCUGAAUAAGCUUUACUGGCUGGAUAUGAUGUGGAGAAGUAGGAAUGAUUUACCAUUUCUUCAUGGUUUUGCCCAAUGGCUGACUUUUUACGUAGUUCUCUGCAGUUCGUUUGUCCUUAAAGUUUUCUUUCAUAGGGCAAGAUAUUUGAUUGGUUUACAAAACUUGAUAACCGUUCAGUUUCAAGUCUAAAGAGUAUAAAAUUUUCUAAUAUGGUAAGAAUGUUAGGGGAGUGGCUUGAUCACCUUUGAAAUGUUAAGGAUAAGAAGAACAUCCAAAAUUGACUUGGAUUGAGAGAGUGAAAGAUGUUAUGAUUUUUUGUUAUGUAACAGAAAGUUUGGCAUCUAGCAAAGUUAAAUAGCGAGACAGGGUUCAAUGCAGCCAAUGGUAAGUAGCUGAAUAAGUCUUUAAUAGAUUUGGGUUUAGUUGGAAAGUAUUUAUAUAUUUAUUUUUUAAGAAAAGGAGAGAAUUUUAUUAAUGAAAAAUAUCAAAAAAUUACAAGAAGCAGCAAACUGAAACUGUUAAGUAAACAGUAACUGUUUUAACAAAACAAACAGUAUACUGUACAAAAGAGAAAAUUCUGUAACCAAAAAACAGCUUCUGUACGGUAACUGCUAUAUUAGUUUAGUUGGAAAGUAUUUAUUGGCUAUUGAUCACUGCUAUAUUUCUAGAUUAAUAAAGUUGUUCCACAUGGACAGUUUGGCCGAAGCCCAAAUUAAUUAGGCAACCUUAAUUCAAAGUAAUUAAGUUUAUGCUACCAUAUCCUCGUUUUUGCUUCAAAUAAGCUUUUAGGUGCAGCACAUACAUCACUCCAAAAUUUGUUAAUAAUGCUUUAUUUCUUUCUACCAAGUCAAGGAGACUCUGUAUACUGGGACUACUUGUUUUGUGAUGUUCUUACAUACAGGUUCGGCAUAUAGUUGCCUGUAUUCUGUUUUGUUAUGAUUCCUGGAAGCUUUUACUUGUGACUAACAAUCAAAAAUCAGAAUGCUGAAUUGUUUUGAAAUUUACUCAUCACAGGCUAUGGCAUCUGGUGCUUAUUAUUCACAGCAGAUUGAAGACAGUAAAGUAGGUCGUGUUUAUAUUUGAUUCUUGCCUUGUUGAACACUGUAUGAUAUUUAUACAAGAUAAUGUUUUGUUUGGUCCAUUUUCAGUAAAAUUCUUGUGCAUCAGAGGAAAUGAAAACAUAUUUUCAUUGUAUAUUAGUGUUCCAAUAAUUUCCUAUAUUUAAAAUUUGACAGACCCAAAAUGUGGAAAAUUGCAAGUGAUGGUGAAUCAGGAGUUAGAUGGCCUGCCCAUUGUUGACAUGUGCGCAUAGACUGGCAUGUUAUGUGGUCCCAUCUGGAUUGGGGCGGACAAUAGUCUAGUAUGUUUUCCAUAAUGUCAUUGUUUGUAAUUAGAAUAAUAAUAAUAAUAAGCUAUGUUAUGGUGCCUGCAUGUGCUGUGUUUCUUAGUUAAGGGGUUGCAUGUGUGGUCAUAGUGGUUGAUGGUGAUGCUUUUCCGGACAUAUCAUACAUCUGUCAGUUGUGUAUUUGUUUAUGUAAGAACUUAUGAGUGCAAUAAAAUCUUAGGAAUGAACCUUGCUAG